This is a messenger RNA of Chelmon rostratus (copperband butterflyfish), 2196 nucleotides long. RefSeq lists its product as uncharacterized. Bases 339 to 959 code for a protein of 206 amino acids. The record is from RefSeq and is a predicted model, not a curated record. The transcript is spliced from 6 exons. NCBI's taxonomy places the organism in Eukaryota, Metazoa, Chordata, Actinopteri, Chaetodontiformes, Chaetodontidae.
AACUUGCCACCUAGUUAGAGUGGGAGGAUGAAGUGAGACAGAGAGAGGUGAGGGGAGAGUCAGCAGUAUGUCGAGGCGCUGACAGCCUCGGCACUCUUUAUUGAGACACUGGCAGGAGAUAUAGACUGACAGUUUAGAGAAGGCAUCUGACAAUAAAUAGGGUCUAUUUUGAAAGGAGCACCAUCACCAUCAUCAAAUGAGGAAGCUACCUGCAGAGCUGCUGGGGAUUUUCAGUUCACUCUGCGGUUAGAAUUACUAAUCUGCAAGUUUUGACUUUGUGCAUAUUUCAAGCUUUGCAGAGUAAUCUAUGGAAUAAGAGGGACUGAGUGGAGGAAACAAUGGAGAAGAGGAGGGAAGGAGAGAUGAGGAAGAAGACGAAUGUUUCUCAUAUCUGCUUGCUGCUGCUGGCUGUCCUCCAAAUCACCACACCCUCCUCAGCUCAAAACACCAGUGCACCGAACCCUGCAGCUCUCAUUUACCACACACGGCCAGCUGACGUCUCAGUGGCUGUGGGAGACCCUGCAGUGUUUCACUGUGGAGUGCCAAAAGAGUCUCCAAACCUUACGUUCACUUACUACGGGAGUCACGGCAACUACAGCCUCACCUGCCCUUACGGGCACGUGGAAGAUAUCCCCCAGGCUCUCUAUGGAAGUUGCCAUAUGAAGAAAGGUGAGUCUCUGGCCGUGUGGACCCUCAAGGGAACUUCCUUUUCCGACAACGGCACAAGAGUCGUUUGUCAGCAGGCAGAGAAUCCUGAUGCACCUGCUGCUUACCUACAUGUUUAUGAUAACGGCACCAGCUAUGCCACUCUCAUUGGUUGUACCAUUGGGGGCUUCUUUGGCGUCCUGUUGGUGGCUGGUUUAUCGUAUACCAUGCUGCAGAGAUCUGAGACCCUCCAGAAGUGCUUCAGGGGAAAAGAAACAGAAGAUGACAUGUCCACAAUAGUCACAAAGGACUAAAAGGAGACAGAAAGCCAGGAAGCUUUUUUUUUUUUUUUUGCUUGAUUUUGCUUUGUAAAACGUAUCCAGAGUUGGGCUCCAUUCAACUCCUAAUGCAAAAACAAAAAGGAACUGAUUCUAUUUGAGAUCCUUUGACUAAUCUAAGUGAAGAGAAAACUAUUUGAGGCCAUACCCAGUCUGACCCCCGAUAUCUUCACUUCCUUGUUCUGCCCUCAAUAAUUGUAGCAUGCACGCAUUACUUACAGCCUAAUAGUGUUGAACACUUCAAACAAACACUUCAACCCAUUUGAGCAGGGUCAUAUGUGUCAAUGUGCAACACUUUUAUGGUACAUACCUUAUAAAUCAUAUGUAACAUUUGCUGUUGUGUCCUCUGAUGUGGCCAAAACAAUGAAGCAUGUGUGUAGAAAGCAGUAGUCAGACUGUUUUUGUACAGUCUGUGUUCCUUCAGGUUGAGCUACUGAAGCGUCACAGAGAUGUUGUGAAAGUGCUGAGCAAAGCAAUCACAAACAGAUCCCCUGAGACACUUAAAAGAGGAAUAGAAGACUUGCUGUCAGUAAUUGGACCUUGUACUUACUCACAGCCUAACACUAACAGUGUAUAAUAUAGCUGUUCAGCAAAAUAUUGAGGUAAGAAACUCACUGACAGGGGUCCUAGUUGUUCUUGUAAUAGAGGGUUAGUCAGCUACACUUGCACAGUUUGUCCAUGUGAGGGAAGCACUUACUCCACAGGUAACAAGCCAUUUUGUUGUUGCACUACUACAGACAAAUAUAUUCACUUUAAAAGAACUGAUUGUAAAAACCAAACACUAAAACAACAAGUUCUGUUUCCAUCAGAAUAUUUUUUUGUCAAAUUAUUCAGUUGACUCUCUAAUCAGGCAAUUGUCAUUCCUUUAUUUGGGAUUUAGUCAGUGAAGUGAGUUCAAAGUGGUAAUGUUGUCAUGCUAAGUGUUCUUACAUAUUUGCAUUCUGAAGUAAAUUGUCCAGAUGCUUUUGAUGUGGUUACUCAGCCACUGUCUUUGUAUAAAGGCAAAGUGCAGUGGCUCUUAGUUCUACAGUUACCAAAGAUAAACUCAGGAAUGCAGUUCUUCUUAUGCUGUUGCUGAUGUUUGUUGUUGUGCACUCUAUUCUGUCUUUUAAUUUUGAUAUUUUUAGGAUAACAAUAUGCCCUUGUUUACGGAGUGUUCUGUACUGCUGCCAGUGUGUGGCCUGCGACCAAAUUAAAGAUAAAUGAUGUCAAA